Messenger RNA from Oikopleura dioica, 1338 nucleotides. Lineage: Eukaryota; Metazoa; Chordata; Appendicularia; Copelata; Oikopleuridae. The record is from the annotation of a GenBank genome assembly.
AUGCUCUAUGUAACGUUUCCGGAUAAUCUCGAAUCGCUCGUCGUCACACAAAACAGUGUCCAAGUAGAAGGCGAAAAAUUCACAGUCGAUGAGACCGGUCCUUCGCGCAAUCGAACACACUUAGCGAAGUUCUUGAAAUCGACGCAAAAUGAGAAAGAGAAAACUUUUAUCGCAGCGAAGAGUGAUGAUCUUGAAUGGCUCUGGAAGCCCGUGAUUGAAGAUUUGCUAAGCGUCAGUGGUGGUUCCGUUUGUCUUGUUUCUGCUUCGGAGCUUAAUGAGAAUCCACGUUCGCUUCUUUCAGGCUGUCUCAAUGCGUCCGAAGAAGUGCUCGCCAAGAGCUCAAAAGAAGUGAUCGAAUACUUCAACCAAGCUGUUCGUGCCAGGGACAGUCUCAGUAUACGACACGCCGCGAUACUUUCCGUCUCAAGAAAUGGAUACUCGCUCAAUUUUAUCAUCUAUCCACCUGGUCAAAAUGUGCCGCCGAGAGGGAUCCAUUCAUCCGCUGCCUUGCUCAUUCUCACCGAUAGCAAUUUGGAUAAAGCUUUCUUCAAAUUUCAUGAAAUGAUGAAAAGCAUGAAAGAUGUCAAAAGAGGCAGCGCUAGGUCAAUUCGGAAAGAAAUCUCGGAGCUGAACAAGGAUCUGAGCCGGCAGAAGCGAGCUGAUAACGACCAACGAAAAAAUAUGCUAUCUCUUCUAACACGAUUAAAAACGACGAAAGAAGUCGAUGAAGAAGCCCGAAUCGCCGCAGCGAAGAAGUUCAUGGCGGUUCGUGCUCAAAAGCUCCAGCGGAACGGUUUGAUGUGGGCGUUGGAAAGCAAAGAGACGGACCAUGACGUGAAGCUCGCCCAAGAAUAUCAGGCUCUCCGGCUCGACCUUGAAUCUGCAAGGACAGAACUGGCCCGCAUUAAAAAUGGUGGAGACGCACGUGAAACUAAUCUGGCUUUGAUUCAGGUCAGAGCAAAAGAGUCCCAUCUUGCCGCGUGCGACGCCAAAAUUCAAAAUGAUUCCGUCAAAGUCCUACAUCACCAGCUAAGAUCAAAACGAGAAGCCCAACGAACAAAUCACGCGUCCAACAUCUCCAAACUUCAACAAUCUGGUGCAGAAGACCACGAACUACUAGUAACGCAUGUAGAAGCAAUGAAACGACUGAAUUUGGCGCUGGAAAAAGAUCUAGAUACAGUUGUGGAGCACCACGAGCACGUCCUAGCUCAGCAAAAACAGCGACAGAUCGAGACCCUCCACAAAUUCCAAAAACUAAUAGAAGAGAACUACUCGGACAAGUUGCUCAAAAUGGAAUGUCUGCUGCACGAGCUCAUUACGGAUCAACUCAAAGACUGA